Molecule: messenger RNA, 2715 nt
Organism: Myxocyprinus asiaticus (Chinese sucker)
Lineage: Eukaryota; Metazoa; Chordata; Actinopteri; Cypriniformes; Catostomidae
Product: cryptochrome-1-like
Exons: 11
Coding region: 618-2309 (563 amino acids)
Biological process (GO): entrainment of circadian clock by photoperiod; negative regulation of DNA-templated transcription; circadian regulation of gene expression
Cellular component (GO): cytoplasm; nucleus
Molecular function (GO): FAD binding; DNA binding
Source: RefSeq, a predicted model, not a curated record
CAGUUUGCGUCAGAAUGUGGGUGGAGUCGACUAAUGGCUGACGGUUCUCGUGGUGUAUUAAAAUUGACAGUCAAUUUCAGAACAACAAUCGCGGAAAUAUUCGCCUCCAAUCGACGCUCGUAAUGUCAUGUAGAUGGAUGAAUGCGUUCAGAUUGAUACUGUUUGGACAUAAGGCGUGAUUAUCGAAUGGUUUAGGAUGAAGUUGAACUCUUCUUUUUUUCCCUCCUCGCGUGUCUGUGUUGACGCUCGCGUGUUGUCUUUGUAGAAGAUUUCCUGUGCGUGCGUGUUUGUUUACAUGAAUUCUUCAGUUUUACCGUAUUGUAAGAGUAAAACAUUUUAAAUCUAUUGUUUUUGUGCACGCAUCGUGUCAGUCACAGGGUGGCAACUAUAUGAAUUUAAGGUGGGUCAUUCAGCAGUCACGGGCGCAGAGAUUCUACUUCAAUAUGGGAAACGUUUUUCUUGAGCAAGGCUGAAAAAAACCGGUCCAGAUCUCGCAUUUCUCUGUCUUCAUACAUCUUUUAUCUAAGUUUAUCAUUGCCUUUUGGAGUUCUGGAUUUGCCAAGUUUGGGAAUUGCUGGCACUUUCGUGAUUACAGAGUUUACAGUAUAUUUGGUGCAAUGGUGGUCAAUACGAUCCACUGGUUUAGAAAGGGCUUGAGGCUCCAUGACAACCCAGCACUGCGGGACUCUAUUGUGGGAGCGGACACUCUGAGAUGCGUUUACAUACUGGACCCCUGGUUUGCGGGAUCGUCCAACGUGGGAAUCAGCAGAUGGAGGUUUUUACUGCAGUGUCUGGAGGACUUAGAUGCCAGCCUCCGCAAACUGAACUCUCGCCUCUUUGUUAUCAGGGGACAACCCACGGAUGUCUUUCCAAGGCUAUUUAAGGAGUGGAAAAUUACCCGGCUGUCAUAUGAGUACGACUCCGAGCCCUUCGGGAAGGAUCGAGAUGCAGCCAUUAAGAAGCUGGCUACUGAAGCAGAGGUGGAAGUCUUCGUCAGGAUCUCCCACACACUCUAUGAUCUGGACAAGAUCAUAGAGUUAAAUGGAGGGCUGUCUCCUCUCACCUAUAAGCGAUUUCAGAUGCUCAUCAGCAGAAUGGAGCCUGUGGAAACACCAGCAGAGACAAUUACAGCUGAAUUAAUUGGCAGAUGCAGCACACCCAUUACCGAUGACCAUGAUGACAAGUUUGGGGUGCCUUCGCUGGAGGAGCUGGGUUUUGAGACCGAGGGGCUGACCUCAGCAGUGUGGCCUGGUGGAGAGACUGAAGCUCUGACUCGUUUAGAGAGGCAUUUGGAGAGGAAGGCAUGGGUGGCUAAUUUUGAGCGUCCCAGAAUGAAUGCUAAUUCCUUGCUGGCCAGCCCCACAGGCCUGAGCCCUUACCUCCGCUUUGGCUGCCUCUCUUGCAGACUUUUCUACUUCAAACUCACAGACCUCUACAGAAAGGUUAAGAAGAACAGUAUCCCACCACUGUCACUUUACGGUCAGCUGCUCUGGCGUGAGUUCUUCUACACGGCUGCCACUAACAACCCGCAUUUUGACAAGAUGGAGGGCAAUCCCAUCUGCGUGCAGAUCCCGUGGGACAGAAACCCUGAAGCUCUUGCAAAGUGGGCAGAGGGCCGGACUGGUUUCCCUUGGAUCGAUGCCAUUAUGACCCAGCUGAGGCAGGAGGGGUGGAUACAUCAUCUAGCCAGGCACGGUGUAGCUUGCUUUCUCACGCGUGGAGACCUGUGGAUUAGCUGGGAAGAGGGCAUGAAGGUGUUUGAGGAGUUGUUGCUGGAUGCAGACUGGAGUGUGAAUGCAGGCAGCUGGAUGUGGCUUUCGUGCAGCUCAUUCUUCCAGCAGUUCUUUCACUGUUACUGUCCAGUGGGCUUCGGUCGACGUGCCGACCCUAAUGGAGACUUUAUAAGGCGCUAUUUGCCCAUAUUAAGGGGCUUCCCUGCCAAAUUCAUCUAUGACCCAUGGAAUGCCCCAGAGAGUGUUCAGAAGAUUGCCAAGUGCAUAAUUGGAGUGCACUACCCCAAACCCAUGGUUAAUCACGCUGAGGCCAGCAGGAUAAACAUAGAACGAAUGAAACAGAUCUACCAGCAGCUGUCCUGUUACCGAGGCCUUGGGCUCCUUGCAUCUGUUCCAACCAACACAAGCAACAAUGGUGAUGGUAACAGAGCAGCUUUGGGAGCAGGUCCUUCCUCAGGAGGAAACACACAGGAGAGAAAUCUCAAAAUAGCCAGAGGGACGAGUAUUUUGAAGCGACAUAGCGAAGACCCAGCAUCAGGCAUCACAUCAAAGAUUCUGAGGCAAGACAAUAAUUAGCCACCUCAGACGUCAAGCCAUACACACACACACCUCUCCUCAGGCUAGUUACUUUUCUGAACAGUAGCACAGAGAACAGCUUCUCAACAUGCCCAUCAUUAACUCCUCCAUAAUUAGCUUUGCUCCUUUGUGAUUCGCCAUGGUGUCGUUCCACUUGUAGAGCUUAAGUUACAAUUAAGGUCCAGUGUGGUGGGCCUAGAAACUGUAAACUAAGCCACAUGGCAUACCAUAUGUUGUUACAGCAAUUAAAAAGUCUACAUAAUUUGCCAACUGUAUGUUUAUGAAUUGUGGAGGAAAAUAUUUGUGUUCACAUGGUGUUUGACCAUGCAUUGUCAUAGUCACACAAUCCAAAUGAUUUGCAUUGAUUUCUCUUCCAUUUGUUUGUAUCUUGCAUACCAUUGAGUGU